Malaya genurostris is the source of this 863-nucleotide messenger RNA. RefSeq lists its product as uncharacterized. The transcript is spliced from 3 exons. Gene Ontology annotation, biological process: intracellular signal transduction; cell surface receptor protein tyrosine kinase signaling pathway. The record is from RefSeq and is a predicted model, not a curated record. The coding region runs from base 34 to 714 and encodes 226 amino acids. NCBI's taxonomy places the organism in Eukaryota, Metazoa, Arthropoda, Insecta, Diptera, Culicidae.
GAAAAAGCAAAAUAAAACGCACCGGUUCUCGAGAUGUGCUGCUGUUGUUGUGUGAAAAUAUCGUUGAACCUGCUCCAGCGCAUCAGCAAUGACAUAAUGGAGCUUGCUUACUGCCAAAGACGGUGGCCACGACCACAGCUCGACAUUCACAGUUCGGUUGCGCAAAGUUGCAGCAGCCUCCGAACAACUUCGAUACGUGAUGAAGAUCAAUACCAAUGUCACCGGCAAAUGCACAACACCGGCUCCGCAGUUCAGCCGCCUGAUGCGUUGACUACAGUAACAGAUGUUUCUGGAGAAAAGAGCACUGACCUGACACGACAUGGUGUGUACAACGUAAUUUAUGAUACAGUGGAAGUAGAGUCCUACUAUUACAACGUAGAUCGUCUGCAAAGUGAGCAACUGCUCAGUGGGCUUCCGAACGGGUCAUGUCUGGUGAGACCAUUCAAGUUUAAGCACCACCGAAUUCGAUACAUCCUUACCAUCUACGCAGCCAGCAGCCACUUUCACUUAUUCAUUCGCCAAACCGGUUGCAACGGCACGUACGCCCUAGGUUUGCAGAAACCGAAGGAACGGUACUUCAAAUUUGCGGCCGAUAUUGUCCAAUUUUACAGCACUCACCUGUUGGAAUGUACCAAUGGCACCGUAAAAAUUAGGCUUAAUUUAGUACCACUCGUAAACGCAGAAACACUCGCUCGCACCUCUAAAGGACAGUGAAUCAAAAGCAGAGAAGAGAUCGGAAACGAAUAACUUUAUUGCGUAAAAUUCUCUAUAUGUACAUAAUAUUAACGAUGUCUGUCUCGACAAAAUAGGUUAAAAACGACGAAUUCAAUGGAAUUAUAUUGGUUCGAAAGAUAAACUUGCAC